AUGCACCGCAGCCGACAAGCGCUAGUCGACCUCACGAAAAAAACGCGAGUCGAUGGCGGACCGAUUAAAUGGACACUGGACCACGAAAGCAACGGCGUGCUGGUCGACCGCGGCAACGACUCGUUGCAUGCGUCCCAGGUAUUUCUACGAGUGACUGAAGUCCGCGCGUCGUUGGUCGACUUGGCCGACGUGCUGCGCCAGCCAGACCACGUCGACCGCCAGACGCUGUAUCGUAUCGCUGGCGACGGUCGAGCAUUCGCGGAUUCGACAACGUUGCUCGUGCAGUGGCGAGCUUUGCGGCCCAGUGUUCUCCACCGUCGGCGAGACGCAUGCCUCCUACGAUACCAAGACAACUUUUCCGUCGACGGCUUGCGAGGGGUGGGGCCAAUGCGUUCGACGUGCCCAAUGUUUGCCCCGACUUGCAAGCUUCGCUUGGCUACGUGCGGGCCGGCCGUCUCGGUGAGCCAGCUCUACCAGAUCGACUGGAACGGAUUGUUGCCGCCGUGGCUGUCCCGAUGGCUCACGUCGGAGAGAGCGACUCGAGCGUGCGAAUGCAUUGGCAUGAUUGUGCAUCACGCGCGACGACGCAAGGCGAUCUCCAAGCCGAGCUUUCGACUGCCACAACAACGGCGCCGGUCGCUCGACGCCCCUCAAGACUUGGAUGGCGUGCAUGCUCGAUGCAUGGCGAACGCGACGUUGACAACGGCAACAGGAUUGUCCCGCCGACAGCGCCACCAAGUUCUGCUGUCAGUCAAGAUGACGAGCCAUGUAUUGGAUCGCCACCCCGACUGCCACGCGUUGGAGGAGCCCAGGACGUACCUCAGCAGGAAGGCACUCUCCGUCCUUCCAUCCGCGCACGGCAACUGCUCGAACCCCCUUCGGCCGUCGCACGGCCACCUCGCCACCAGUGGCCACCAUGAGCACACCCUUCAGCCUCGUGCGUCGUGA
This is a messenger RNA of Aphanomyces invadans, 948 nucleotides long. RefSeq lists its product as hypothetical. The coding region runs from base 1 to 948 and encodes 315 amino acids. The record is from RefSeq and is a predicted model, not a curated record. NCBI's taxonomy places the organism in Eukaryota, Oomycota, Saprolegniomycetes, Saprolegniales, Verrucalvaceae. The transcript is spliced from 4 exons.